CACACACAUUGCUUUGGAUGGCGAGCGAGCUGCAAACACACAAACAGCAGUCGCUACUUGUGUGGGGGGAAAAAGAGGAAUGGAGUGAGCGUCGAUGAGGGUGAGUGUGUGACGAAGAGGAGGAAGAGUUACUGGAAGGUGAACCCGUCACAGGGACUCAGUGUCAGCGUCACCAGGGGCUGAAGAGGAGAUCCCAAAACUGCCUCGUUUCACUUAUCGGAUAUGUAUUAUUCCUGAACUGAUAGAACUCGGUUUGACUUCCUGACCUCAACUUCCCCGUGUGUUUUCUGUGUUGAUGUGGAUGGUUUUACAUAACUGGACAGGAACAGUUUGUCCAAGCCUGCCUGAGUGACUUGGGUAUUUCCAGAACCUGAGACAGACAGCGUUGCCCUCUGUGGUCUGUACGCUCAGCAGCUCCAUGCAGAGCUUACACAAGAGCUGAGUUUUUAAAGUAGGCCUCCUAUUAAAUCCUGGACAAAUGAUCCUGGCUUCUCUGUGCACAUACAACUCCCACAAAGCUCUAUGGAAAACAGUGAGAAACUACAAGAAAUAAUUGUGUUUAACUGACUUGCCCUGAGGACCUCCUGAGAGAUAGAAGUUGAGCCGCGCUCGUCCUGCAGGACUGUGUGGUUGGUGGUGCUUUUUUGCUCACAGUUGCACACACAUAUACAUCUCAACAGAAAUGAUUAUUUGAUUGAGCGAAGCAGGAAGACCCAGACACGGGAGGUGGAAACUGAACUGCUGACAGAGGGAAGACGAGGAUCAUCAGCAGAUGGAGAGGAAGCUGACAGUAGCCAUCGUGCAGUCCCUUACAAACAGCAGCAGAUCAUUGAACCAGUUGUGGUGUCAACAGGAGGAGGUGAAGUCCAUGUCCCUGCCGGCCAACCUGAGCUGCCUGCAGGGCGCCGGGGGGGCGGAGGGGGAGGGGGAGGCCGCGGCCCUGGCCACGCUGGAGAAACAGCUCAUCUGUCCCAUCUGUCUGGAGCUGUUCAACAAACCCGUGGUCAUCCUGCCCUGCCAGCACAACCUCUGCAGGAAGUGUGCCAACGAGCUCUACCAGCCCUCCCUGUUCCAGGCUCGCACCACCAUGCAGGUGAACAGCGGGCGCUUCCGCUGCCCGUCCUGCAGACAUGAGGUGGUGCUGGAUCGCCACGGCGUCUACAGCCUGCAGCGGAACCUGCUGGUGGAGAACAUCAUCGACGUCUACAAACAGGAAGUCAGCAACAACAGCAACGCCACAAGCCCCCUCCCUCUUCCUCCACCUGGUGCUCAGCUGACGUGUUCGGACCAUGAGGGCGAGAAGGUCAACAUCUACUGUCUCACCUGUCAGCUUCCUACCUGUUCUCUCUGUAAAGUGUUCGGAGCUCAUCAGGCCUGCCAGGUGGCUCCUCUGACAGACAUCUGCCAGCAGCACAAGGAUGAGCUGAGUGGAGCAGUCAGCUCUCUGGCGGCGGUCAACGACAAAGUCCAGACUUUGAUUAAUGAGCUGGAGGAGACGUGCAGAAACAUAGAGGAGAACUGUAAGACUCAGAAACAAAGUGUGUGUGAGACGUUCGGCCGAGUGUUUUCCAUCCUGGAGGAGAGACGGAAGGCGAUGACGCAGCGAAUCAGCACUGAGCAGGAAGAGAAGACAGGCCACGCCCAGGCGCUGAUGCUUUGCUAUGGAGACAGCAUGGAGGCCAACAGCAAACUGGUGGAGCGAGCACUGAGCAGCAUGGAGGAGCCAGACAUGGCUGCUUUUGUUCAGAAUUCUAAAGAGCUGAUCACAAAAGUGCUAGCAGCGAGCGGCUCCAGUCCAGCUGAGACUCUGAAACCAGGCUGUGAGACUUUGAGCCACUACAGAUUUGACUUCAGCAGACAGGAGAAAGCUCUGAAGAGCAUUGACUUCCUCAAAGUUGUGGAAGAGGUUCCUGAAGAAGCAGAGGUGGAACCGGAGCCAGAGGAACCCAAAGAGCCCCCUGUCCAGAACGUGGAACCAGAACAGCAUCGGGAAACCUCGGCCCAGAACCUGGAACCUGGUGUAGAAGCAGUUCCAGAGCUGAUAUCCCCACCAGAGGAACCGGCUGCAGGCCCGGUGAGGUACACCGUGGAGCCUACAGUGGCGCUUCUGCAGCCAGAGACUGACGACCCAAACGUAGCUGAUGGAGGAUCUGGUCUGUUGAACAGGGGCGUCGGACUGGGGGUUGAAAUGGGACUGAGUACCCAGGAUCCUCAUGUGAGGAGGGCCCAAAAAGAUGCUGGAAUGAAUAGCUGUGGAUGCGGGGAGAGGCCCAUUGAGAAUGCCUUUCUACAGGGCCCAGGAUUUUGUGCUGCGCCCCUGCUGAUGAAGAACAAGGAGGCGGAGAAAGAGGAGGGGGAGGGACGUGCAGCUCCUGAUCCUGUUAAAGAGGGAAACGUCUGUGAAGAGCAGGAGGGAAUGAGCACAGUACAGUGUGAGGCAGUAAGCGAUGCAGAUGAUUGGAUGGCACAGAGUGCCACCGAGGACAAACAUGACACUCAGGAUGAAGAAGAAGAAGAUGAAGAAAUGAUGGAGGAGGAAAUGGCUGCUAGGUUUUCCCCCGGCUGGUAUCGACCCAGCAACUGGUGCAGAGUUAGCCCCGUCCUUGCAGACAUCCCGCCAAAGGUUCUGGAUGCAGAGCCGACCAUGUGUUCAACACCACCAGCUGGGGAAGCACGCCCAGAGGCCGGGAUCCAGGCUGAGGCAGUCCAAGUCGUGUGUGAGCCCCAAGUACGACCACGUUCUGUGGAUCUGUGGAGUCUGGAAACACUGCAGCCUCAGAGCAUGUCUAAGAGCAUGUCUAACCCCGACCAACCUUCACCUGGACCACAACAACUCCUACUUUCCGCUGAGCAUGUGUCGGAAAGCCAACGGCUCUCUGUUCUUCAGUCUGCCCCACAGACGGCAGCUGUUGAGCUGGGCAGUGCUUUAACACCGGUUCCCCAUCUACAACUGACUAGGCAAGCAGCCGGAGACACUGGUAUCCCAGAGGAGGAACCCAAGGAGGAGGAGGAGGAGGACAUGCAGGGCUGGGUGUGCCUACCCGGGGCUGGGGACAAAAGCUUCAGCCCAGCAGACAGUAGUUUUGAUCUGGGAGACGGUGUGUCUGAUGAUAAUGAUAGUCCGUCAUCCGUGGCGCCAGCGGAGACUUGUGAGGGUUCUGGGGUCGAGAGAGGUAGCUCAGAGAUGGGUAAAGACGAGUUGGAGCUGAGUGACAGAGGAGCAGAGGAUGCAGACGGGACAGAGCAACAUGAUGAAGAUCAUUUAGAUCUGAAAUGUGCUUCAGAGGUCGAGACGACGAAUGAAGGGCUGGAAGAAGGAAACACACGGUGUGAUGAAAGGAAUGAAACAAUGGAUUCUAUCCAUAUGAGGGAGGAUGGCUCUGAGCAGAAAGAUGUCAGCCUGGACACAGGAGAGCCUGGUGUGGAGAGUGAAAUCAGGUGGAUGCAGGGAGCCGGGGACGCAGGGUUUGAGGCCGGUAGUUCAGGGUUGGCAGAAGAGAAAGAGGAUGAUGGAGCGAACAGCGAGCAGCCUGAAGACUUUAGUGUUGCUGAAAGUGAAGAGAAAAUAACCUCCUCUGUUUCUCUCCAGGCUGUCACUCUGCUCUUCUACCUGUUGGCCUUCCUGGUCAUCCUGCAGAGGGUUUGGGCAUACAUCGGCUGCUUCAUUUGCACAUAACCCCAGCAGGAGACACAUCCACCCUCACUGCUGCACAGCUCAGCUGGAGACUGAGACAAGGAGUCCUGCUCGGACCGGUCCUCCUCUCUCCUCCUCUUCCUCGUCUUUCACCCUCGGCGAGGUUCCUCGCCGGCCCAGUUUCUGCUUCUCCUGGCUGAACUCUGUCCCCAAGAAGUAGAGGAAAGAGAGAAGAGAAGAUGUUUGUGCUGAGGAGAGAAAGCAAAAAAAAGAUGCACUCCAGAGUCAGAUUUGUUACCCCAGUGCUGCCCUGAGACUGAAAACAUACGUGUACUUCAGAGUUGCAGCAGUUUUAUCAACAGUCUCUGUUGUGUUCUGCAUAUUCAUCCAGUUUAAAACAAAUUAGGACAAGAUAGGAAUAGAUCUGCUCUGGAUCUGUGUGCCUAAAGGGAAAAACACUGACUCUGUUGGGCUCUUAUUUUGAAAGGGCAUCGAGAAGAAGCUGUCACCCUUCACAACGUUCAAGUUUGUGACUUUAAGUAGCAGUGUCGAGGAAAUAGUAUUUGAAAUAGCAUUAGUAUUAUAUCAUUGUACUAGCUGUAGUUGUGGUACAACUAGUAGUCAGU
Molecule: messenger RNA, 4260 nt
Organism: Sander lucioperca (pikeperch)
Lineage: Eukaryota; Metazoa; Chordata; Actinopteri; Perciformes; Percidae
Exons: 13
Coding region: 773-3676 (967 amino acids)
Molecular function (GO): zinc ion binding
Source: RefSeq, a predicted model, not a curated record